Staurois parvus is the source of this 305-nucleotide messenger RNA. The record is from the annotation of a GenBank genome assembly. Lineage: Eukaryota; Metazoa; Chordata; Amphibia; Anura; Ranidae.
GAUAUAGUGAAUGCAGGGUCCGGGGAGACCAGAUAUAGUGAAUGCAGGGUCCGGGGAGACCAGAUAUAGUGAAUGCAGGGUCCGGGGAGACCAGAUAUAGUGAAUGCAGGGUCCGGGGAGACCAGAUAUAGUGAAUGCAGGGUCCGGGGAGACCAGAUAUAGCGAAUGCAGGGUCCGGGGAGACCGGAUAUAUAUGAAUGCAGGGUCUGGGGAGAGCGGAUAUAGUGAAUGCAGGGUCUGGGGAGAGUGGCUAUAGUGAAUGCAGGGUCUGGGGAGAGCAGAUAUAGUGAAUGCAGGGUCCAGGG